Messenger RNA from Striga asiatica, 377 nucleotides. NCBI's taxonomy places the organism in Eukaryota, Viridiplantae, Streptophyta, Magnoliopsida, Lamiales, Orobanchaceae. The record is from the annotation of a GenBank genome assembly.
GGUAUCUCUUUCCACUUACAUGUUAUGGUGGUUACGGAAAACCAGGAACAAUUGAUUAUUUAGAAAGGAGUAUAUUAAUGAGGUUGCAUUGGUUGAAUUUCCAAAAGCUAAGUGGUUGGACUUUGGAGUAUGAGACGGUUAAUGAAGUGAAGCACCAGGCAUUACAACAUGUUCACAAAAGAAAAACAACAGCAGAGGAUGUUCAGAGGAAGAGAGCAGGACAACAUUUACUUGUAUCUUGGGCUAAGGAGGGAGGAUCAGAGGUGAAACAGUGGAGCAUUUCUAGGGAGAGGCAGGCAGAUCCAACUAGGGUAGUGCAGGCUGAUCUAGUUGAAGCAACUAUGCUGCAAAUCAAGAGGCUUGGACCAAGGUUGGAA